GGUCUAUCUGGUGACGCACAUUUUGAUGACGAUGAAGACUUCACCACAGGGACACCUCUAGGCAUCAACCUCGAUUCGGUAGCGGUUCACGAGUUUGGGCGCAGUCUGGGUCUGGCUCAUUCAGACGUACGGGAAGCUAUUAUGUAUGUUUUGGGUAUUCAGGAAUCGUAUGGAGGUAAGUUUUCUUUAUUUAUUGUUAUUGUUAAUGUGGUUUUUGUUUUGCUUUUGUUUUUGAUUUUGUUUUUAAUUGUUUUUGAUUAUUGUUGUUUCUGUUAUUGUUUGUGUUUUUGGCGUUGUUUUUGUUUUUGUCAUGAGAAUCCUAUAAUGAACUUUUAUGUUUGAAAUGAAAAAGGAAAAAGGGAAAUAGAAGAUUAGUGACGGCUAUUUCUUGUUAAUCAGCUCCGAUAAUGGCCACAACGCAAAUGCCAAUCACCACAGAAUCACCAUCUACAACAGAAUCAUCAACCUUCACAGAAUCACCAACCUCCGGAGGACCACCACCAACAACAGAAGAGU
Pocillopora meandrina is the source of this 516-nucleotide messenger RNA. The record is from the annotation of a GenBank genome assembly. Lineage: Eukaryota; Metazoa; Cnidaria; Anthozoa; Scleractinia; Pocilloporidae.